Molecule: messenger RNA, 2466 nt
Organism: Quercus robur (English oak)
Lineage: Eukaryota; Viridiplantae; Streptophyta; Magnoliopsida; Fagales; Fagaceae
Product: golgin candidate 2
Exons: 10
Coding region: 216-2273 (685 amino acids)
Biological process (GO): retrograde transport, vesicle recycling within Golgi; Golgi organization
Cellular component (GO): Golgi cisterna; Golgi membrane
Source: RefSeq, a predicted model, not a curated record
CUUUUCACACACCCGCACGUCACUCUAGCAUUCCACUCGUCACCGUCCCUCCUCUUCUUCACCUUCUUCAUUGUAUUUCUUCUUCUGACGUUAACAUAACGUCCUCUCUCUCUCUCUGCAAAAACAAAGAAAUAAAAAAGACCGUUACACAAUGGCGAAGUGCGUGACUUUCUCUCUCUAAAUAACCUGGAAAUCCAGCUGAAUCUGAAACGGCCAUGGCCAAUUGGAUCUCAUCCAAACUCAAAGCCGCUGAAACUCUUCUCCAACAGAUCGAUCAGCAAGCGGCGGACUCGCUUCGCAAGGACGAGAGGCCUUAUGCCGAUGAACUAAAUGUCCAUACGCCGACAAAAAGCGAGGGCAUUGUGCCUCUGAAAGAUCAAUUAAAGAAAAAACCACAAGAGAACAAUGACUAUAAUGGAAAAUUGCGCAGCGAUCCAAAUUUCAGUACUCUUAAUAGUAAGGAAAUUGAGAUUUCUAGUGCCCCGAAACCCUCACCUAAACCUAAGUCUUCUACACUUACGGAUAGUGAUUGGACUGAACUCCUUGGCACGCCUAAUCAGACCGCAAGCUCUGUGGUGAAUCGCAGUAAUGGUGGGAGUGUGAUUCGCGGGUUGAGGAAGGAUGGUAAGAGACGAGGGAGUUCAGUGGCAAAUGUUUUGGUAUCGGAGGUGAAGAGGAAUCAGAAGAGUAGUGGUAGUGGUAGUAGUGUUUUGAAAUCGAGCUGGAAGUCAGGGGAGGAAAGUAAGUUUAAAGGGAAAGCGGGUGAUGGGGAGGAGUCUAGCUCUUCGGAUUCGUUGGGGAGGUCUUCGAGUGUUGAUGUGCAGAGUGAUGGUAAGUACUUAGAAACGGGUGUGAAGCUCGUAGGAGAAUCAAAGAAUGAGAGAAAUGAAGAGAAUGGCAGGCAUUUUGACUCCAAGGGUGUUUCUUCGGAGGAUUCUUCACCAUUGAAUCGAACUGUGGAGAUGAAGUCGGUCUUGGAGAAGGUUGAUGUAGUAUCUGAUGUGAAGACUAGAAUGAUGGAUGAUGUUCAGGGUAGGUUGAGAAAUACUAUAAAGGAAAAGCAGAAAUCCGUUGCAUCAUCCAGAAGUUCUGUCUCUGAUGAUUUAAAGAGAGGUUCUUCUUCGACGAUUGAUUUGAGUUCUGAUUCAGAUUCAGAUUCAGGUUCAACUUCUGACUCCGAGAGUGAAAACGAGAGGAAGGAAAAGAAGAGGAGGAGGGAAAAGAUUCUGGCUGAAAAAUUGGCAGCUAGAGCUGUGGGGGCUAUCAAAGAGAGGGAGAAUGUGGUUGCCAGGUUGGAGGGGGAGAAGCAGAGCUUGGAGAAAAUACUAGAGGACCGAGCCAAACAACAAGCACAAGAGGCUUCCGAUCUACAGACAACUAUGAUGGAAACACUUGAUGCUGUUGAUAUAGAGAAACAGAAGCAUAAUAAUACUAGAAGGGAGGCCCUUGCACGAUUGGCUAAACUUGAGACUGCUAAUGCUGAUCUUGCAAGAUCCCUUGCUACUGUGCAGUGGAAUCUUGAAGUACAGGUUAAUUGGGUAGCAGAAUUUCGGGAUCAAAUUGAAUUGAAAGAAGCGACCUGUGAAGAGAUCAAGAGAAGGAUCUCAAAUUCUCAUCAGACUGGAACAUCUCUAAAACAAUUAGCUGCUUCAAAAGGAAUGGAAUUUGAACGAGAGAUACUAGAGGCAGAAUAUUCUCUCAUAGCUGAUAAAGUUAUACAAUUGCAAGAUAAGGCAAAGAAGCUGGAAGCAAACAUUGAAAUUACAAAGAAAGAGAUAGAGGAGCCAACUGAAGUUGAAACUGAGCUCAAGCAAAGGCUUGGUCAGAUGACUGAUCAUUUAAUUCAGAAACAAGCCCAGGUUGAGGCUCUCUCCUCAGAGAAGGCAACUCUUCUCUUCAGAAUUGAGGCGGUUUCAAGAUUUCUAGAUGAAAACAAGACAAUGCUAGCGGAUUCUAUAAGUACUUCAUCAAGGGACUUGGAAUCAGGAAGGUGGGAGCUCUCAGAAUCAGAGUGGGGGCCUCUGUUUCAUGACAGGAUGCGUUCAGGCAGGAAACACUUGGGAUCAUUGCUUCAGCAGUUGGAUGCUAUUUUCUUGGCUGGUCAGGUAUUUUUAAGGAGGAAUUCCAGAGCGAAGGUGUGGUCUCUGGCUUACCUUGUAUGCCUUCACUUCUGGGUCAUUUAUAUAUUCAUGUCACAUUCUCGAGAAUCAAAUGGAGCCAAAUCUGGUGCUGUCAUUUCCUUGGAAAACAUUAAUAACACUGCAGGUGUAUGAUUUGUAAUAUAUUGUGCUUUUCUUCAUUAUUCAUUUGAUUGCCUCAGCUUUUAAGAGGUCUUCAUUUCUUGGUGUAUUAUGGAAACUAGUCCCCCCCACACAUCGAGUAACACUGAAUAUGUAGGGAUUGUAUUUAGGGAUGUAAUUAGUCACACAACUUCACAUCAAUGCAGUGCAAAAAAAUUUCCUACCA